GCCACAUUUCAAACUAGAAUGGCUACCGCUGUCUGCGGUCUGCAGUCCACCGGCAGCAGCAGUAAACCCGUUAAAACACACCGGGAGCAGCGGAGAAAAACGAAGGACUCCAGGAGGAGACAAGCGGCUUUGUUGUUCCUCAAUAAUAUCUCCCUCGACGGACGGCCCCAUUGUCAGCACAGCGAUGAAAACACCGACCAAAAAGCCGCCGAGGAGCAGCGACUCAGGGACAGAGACGGCGGCGCAACGGUCGUGCCCCUGCCGGCUGAGGGCCAGCAGCCGGUCACCCAGGUGACAGACCCCGCUCCAGCCGGCAUUGGCUCGUCCUCCAGUUUCCCGGGGGUGUUCAGUCCCAUCCGACCUCCUUUGGUGAUGUCUCCGGCACCAGUCGGGGCAGCUGCUCUGGGAGCUAAUGAGGUAUUUUUGGAGGGUGGCAGUGCGGCUGAGACGCUAACCCCCGACACCCCUCUGUCCCCUGUGCCCACCGGACACCAAGCCUGCUCCCGUGUCAAGUCAACGCCCACCGCAUUGAGCCCGGUCCCGGCCGGUCAUUCCCUUGAUUCACGGCAGAGGUUGAGGAAUGUGUCUGGCUCUCCUGGACCCAAGGUGCCAAAGAAAGUCCACUUCAUCAAGAGUAUGAGGCAGUAUGAUACUAGGGGAUGUAGGAUCGUGCUGAUUUGUGCCAAGCGGUCGCUUUACGCUGCUUUCUCAGUGCUGCCCUAUGGAGAGAGUUCUCACUUCAGUGAUCUUAAGCUGGAGGCUCAGAGACAAAGGCUGUCGUCUGUGGUGGCUGCUGACCUGCUUCCUUCCCUGGAAGGCAUGGACAUUGGAGACUAUGGCAAGACGGUGUCAUACGCCCAGUUCCUUUAUCCGACCAAUGCCUUGGUGAGACAGAAGAGCUGCGGUGCAUCAGAAAGCUCCACAGCUCAGACCCCUCAGUCCCGUUUCCGUGGCAACGGGCAAAGGAACUUCACCCCGGCUCGUCUGAACAACAGCAUGGCACAGGACCCGCCCACAGAGGAGGUGGCAGAGUACGAUCCUAACCUGCUCAGUGACCCUCAGUGGCCCUGUGGCAGACACAAGAGGGUUCUGAUAUUCGCAUCAUAUGUGACAACUGUUGUUGAGUAUGUGAAACCAUCUGACCUGAAGAAGGACAUGAAUGAGACUUUCAGGGAGAAGUUUCCUCACAUUAAGCUGACUCUGAGCAAGAUAAGGAGCCUUAAGAGGGAGAUGCGUGCCAUGGGCGAGGACUGCAGUCUACAGCCCGUCACCAUAGCAAUGGCUUUUGUUUACUUUGAGAAGUUGGUGCUGCAGGGUCGCCUCAACAAGCAGAACAGGAAGCUGGUGGCGGCAGCUUGCGUGCUGCUGGCUGCAAAGAUCAGCAGUGAUCUGCGGAAACCAGAAGUCAGCCAGCUUAUUGACAAGCUGGAGGAGCGUUUCCGUAUCAACAGACGGGAGUUGAUUCCUCUGGAGUUUCCGGUGCUGGUUGCCUUGGAGAUGGGACUUUACCUCCCUGAGAGCAAGGUCAUGCCGCACUACCGCAGGCUGGUGCAGCAAGGUUAGAGUGGAUACAGCAUCGUCUGACAAUCCACUGGGUUCAUUAAAAACAUCAGCAAGUGUGAGUGUGAUAAAAUAAUCAAGACUGACCGUGUGUGUGUGUGUGUGUGUGUGUGUGUGUGUGUGUGUGUGUG
Messenger RNA from Epinephelus fuscoguttatus (brown-marbled grouper), 1691 nucleotides. RefSeq names its product Cdk5 and Abl enzyme substrate 2a (gene cables2a). Lineage: Eukaryota; Metazoa; Chordata; Actinopteri; Perciformes; Serranidae. The record is from RefSeq and is a predicted model, not a curated record. The transcript is spliced from 9 exons. Bases 19 to 1563 code for a protein of 514 amino acids. Gene Ontology annotation, biological process: regulation of cell cycle.